Dissoconium aciculare CBS 342.82 is the source of this 903-nucleotide messenger RNA. RefSeq lists its product as uncharacterized. The transcript has a single exon. The record is from RefSeq and is a predicted model, not a curated record. The coding region runs from base 1 to 903 and encodes 300 amino acids. Lineage: Eukaryota; Fungi; Ascomycota; Dothideomycetes; Mycosphaerellales; Dissoconiaceae. Gene Ontology annotation, biological process: mitotic sister chromatid cohesion. Gene Ontology annotation, cellular component: chromatin; nucleus. Gene Ontology annotation, molecular function: protein-lysine-acetyltransferase activity.
AUGCAAUUAAGCCUAGGCCAACAGACCCGAUCAAAAUGCUCCACAUGCGGUAUGGAAUACGUUCCAUCCUCAAUCGAGGACCGGAAACUACAUCAGAAAUACCACAGGCAGAACAGCGAAGGGUACGACGUAGGCGACGUAUUUGUCGACCAGACACUUAAGCCGCGGCGCAUGAGGGGUCUGAAGAGCGGUGACUAUGUCAUCAUGGUUGAUGCAUUUGAUCUGCAUCAUCGGAAGCGUCGUGCACACGCGGCAUUGGAGAUCGUCCAGCGGGAGCUCGGCGCGGUUGAGAUACCCCAUAACGACAUUUGGAAAUCCCAGCCGGAUGAUCUAUCACAUCGCGAGUCGAAGUAUAGAUCAUAUAUGUAUAUCCGUGGCACAAAAUGCAUUGGAUAUCUUCUUGUGGAACAACUCGAUAAGGCAUAUGCAGUUCUCAACUCUGCGGCUUCCACGGAUACCACCACGGCUGCGGCGGGUGACAAGGAGGAGAAGAGUGCAAAGAAAAUCUCGGCUCUCGCGGCUCUCCGUGCGCGAAAAGAGCAGCUCGCACAGGAGCUGGCUGACUGUGCGUCACAGCCACUCAAGUGCGCUGAUGUUGACAGCCCUGCCGUCAUGGGCGUAUCACGCAUCUGGACCUCUCCUGUACAUCGGAAACAGAACAUCGCCACCGCGCUCCUCGAUGCAGCGGUCAAGUUCCACAAUGAAUUUGCAGAGACGUCCAGAAAUCUUCCGCCACCAACCAGUGACCUCUCGCCUGAGUUGAAGGAUACCGUGGUCCCUCCUUAUAAGCGGCCGAACAUUGUACGACGAGAUCAGGUUGCAUUUAGCCAGCCGACUGAGUCCGGCGCUAGAUUGGCUAGGAAAUGGAUUGGGAAAGCGUAUGGCUGGUUGGUGUAUUUAUGA